Messenger RNA from Geodia barretti, 430 nucleotides. NCBI's taxonomy places the organism in Eukaryota, Metazoa, Porifera, Demospongiae, Tetractinellida, Geodiidae. The record is from the annotation of a GenBank genome assembly.
UCUUCUUCCAGGACGAUCUCGCGCUCUAUCAGGACGUGUCGUUCAGCGUGGUUGAGGGCCGUGUCCUGCUCAAGGGCAGCGUGCCGACACACGAGGACCGCACCGCGCGAGUUGGGUCGCCCGGCAGGCCACCGGCAUUAGCGAGGUCAUCAACGAGAUGCAGGUGACCGCCGAGAGCGGAAUCCUGAACUACGCGCGGGACAGGUGGAUAUCGCUGCAGGUCGACGCCAAGCUCCUCCUCGAUUUCGAUAUCCUGUCGAUCAACUAUGACGUCGAGACCGUCAACGGCACGGUCUAUCUCUUGGGGAUCGCGCAAAGCGAAGACGAGCUGAAGAGGGUCGAGGAGCACGCCAGCAGCAUCGGUGGCGUGAAGGGCGUCGUGAGCCACGUGGUCAUGAAGGACGAUCCGCGCCGACCGGCGCGACCCUGA